Drosophila takahashii is the source of this 687-nucleotide messenger RNA. RefSeq names its product Troponin C TpnC4 (gene TpnC4). The record is from RefSeq and is a predicted model, not a curated record. Gene Ontology annotation, molecular function: calcium ion binding. Lineage: Eukaryota; Metazoa; Arthropoda; Insecta; Diptera; Drosophilidae. Gene Ontology annotation, cellular component: myosin II complex.
CAAAUCGAAUUUUUAGAAGCUUGGUGAUAUUUAAACGUACCGUUUUCUUAUAACAAAAAUAACAAAUAAUACAAAUAAAAUUGUUCAAAAUGGCGGAUGGAGAAUAUGACAAGGAACAAUUAAGAAUUCUUAGGAAUGCGUUUAAAGCUUUCGACCACGACGGUGCAGGAUGGAUCGAACAUGCAGAUGUGUCCAGCAUUCUUGAAAUAUUGGGUCAAAAAUUGGAACCGCCAGCGGUUAAAGCACUUAUUAAAGAAGUCGAUAAAGGGACAACUGGUAAAUUAGAUUUCAGCCAGUUCUGUAAACUUGCUGCACGCUUUAUUGAAGUUGAGGAAGAUGUAGGAGCACUUCAAAACGAGUUAAAGGAAGCCUUUCGUGUAUAUGAUAAAGAAGGAAAAGGCUAUUUAACAGUUGCUACUUUGAGGGGUAUUCUUCACGAAUUAGACGAUAAACUAUCGAACCAAGACUUAGAUAUGAUCAUAGAGGAAAUUGAUGCGGAUGGCUCCGGUACGGUUGAUUUUGACGAAUUUAUGCAAGUUAUGACAGGGUAAUCUUCAAAAAUACUUUUCAACAACGUGUAAGCGAUGACGGCCAAUGGACUAAAUACUUAAAAUAUCUUGUAUAAUAUUAUUACUUCUUAUAAGUCUGUAAUCAUAAAUAACAUCUAAUUAAAUUGCACUGUCAUUA